Molecule: messenger RNA, 722 nt
Organism: Ziziphus jujuba (common jujube)
Lineage: Eukaryota; Viridiplantae; Streptophyta; Magnoliopsida; Rosales; Rhamnaceae
Product: pseudo histidine-containing phosphotransfer protein 5
Exons: 6
Coding region: 78-533 (151 amino acids)
Biological process (GO): phosphorelay signal transduction system; phosphorylation; cytokinin-activated signaling pathway
Cellular component (GO): cytoplasm; nucleus
Molecular function (GO): histidine phosphotransfer kinase activity; protein histidine kinase binding
Source: RefSeq, a predicted model, not a curated record
CUUCUGCAAUAUAUAGACUUUUCAAUCUUUUGCUUGGUGUGUUUGUAUGUUCUAAUCUCUGCUUUAAUUGAUCCAGAAUGGAGAACAGUCCCAUGCGUCAACAAAUUGCUUCCAUGAGGCAAUCCCUCUUUGAUGAGGAAAUUCUUGACAAUCAUUAUCUACAAUUGGAGCAAUUGGAAGAUAGAGACAAUCCCAACUUUGCAGAGGAGGUUAUGACCUUGUAUUGUAGGGACUCCACUAAAAUCAUAGCUUCUCUACACCAAAUUCUGGAGAAACCCGGUCCGAUGGAUGUGAAUAAACUCGACAAAUUCCUCCAUCAACUCAAAGGAAGCAGCGCCAGUGUCGGCGCUAACAAAAUAAGGAAUGAAGUGAAUCUGAUGAGGGAAUAUGUAAAAGAAGAAAACAUUGAAAAGACUAAAUCUGCCUUCCAGGAGCUCCAAAUACAGCAUGACAUCCUGCGAGCUAAAAUUGAACCUUAUUUCCAGUUGCUGCGACAAGUUGGGCCUAUUGAAACGGCUCAGCGACCCAAGUGAUUACCUCGGUGGUGUUAAUGCAACAUUUAGACCCUUCUAUGCGGUCCAAAGGAAGCCCCAAGAUGUUUUAAUCUUGUGUAUUUUGACUCUUCAAAGUACUUUUAAAUUUUGUCCUGUGUUGUUGUAUAUGAGGGAAGUUCCCUAUAUAUAAACUUCCUUUUCUCAAUCUGUAAAAAUGCUUUGUUUUAA